Molecule: messenger RNA, 3234 nt
Organism: Aspergillus glaucus CBS 516.65
Lineage: Eukaryota; Fungi; Ascomycota; Eurotiomycetes; Eurotiales; Aspergillaceae
Product: GTPase RIA1
Exons: 6
Coding region: 1-3234 (1077 amino acids)
Biological process (GO): cytosolic ribosome assembly
Cellular component (GO): ribonucleoprotein complex; cytosol
Molecular function (GO): ribosome binding; GTPase activity; GTP binding
Source: RefSeq, a predicted model, not a curated record
AUGCCCGUCGUCAGUGUCGACGAUCUGGUCCGUCUUCAGCGGAAACCAGAAGAUAUCCGGAAUAUUUGUAUUCUUGCACAUGUCGAUCACGGCAAAACAUCCCUAACAGACAGCCUUAUCGCCACAAAUGGAAUCAUCUCACCAAAACUCGCGGGUAAGAUCCGCUACCUGGACUCUCGUCCAGAUGAACAACUCCGUGGUAUCACAAUGGAGUCCUCUGCCAUUUCUCUAUUCUUCUCCAUGCUCCGUCGCCCCAACCCGGAGGCUGCCCCGGAACCCAAGGAGUAUCUGGUCAACCUGAUCGAUUCACCAGGACACAUCGAUUUCAGCAGCGAAGUCUCUACUGCAUCGCGUCUUUGUGACGGUGCGAUUGUUCUCGUUGAUGCUGUUGAGGGUGUUUGCAGUCAGACCGUCACGGUGCUGCGCCAAUCAUGGGUCGAGCAGCUGAAGCCAAUUCUGGUGAUUAACAAGAUGGAUAGAUUGAUUAGUGAACUCCAGAUGAGUCCCGCUGAGGCAUAUGCUCAUCUGUCUCGACUGCUGGAGCAGGUAAAUGCCGUUAUUGGAAGCUUUUACCAAGGUGAACGGAUGGAAGAGGAUCUCCAGUGGCGUGAACGAAUGGAAGAUCGCAUUAAUGCCUCUGCGGCCAAGUCCAAGAAGCAGGCGCAGGACGAUGCGCUCACCGAAAACAUCGAGGAGGCUGCUGAGUUCAAAGAGAUGGAUGAUGAAGACCUUUACUUUGCCCCCGAGAAGAACAACGUCAUCUUCUGCAGUGCGGUCGAUGGCUGGGCAUUUACUAUCAGACAAUUCGCAGCAAUUUACGAGAGAAAGAUCGGGAUCAAACGCUCUGUACUCGAGAAGGUCCUCUGGGGUGACUACUACCUGGAUCCUAAAACGAAGCGAGUUCUGGGUCAGAAGCAUCUGAAAGGGAGAGCUCUGAAGCCCAUGUUCGUGCAAUUGGUGUUGGAUAGUAUCUGGGCUGCGUACGAAGCUACGACAGGUGGAGGAAAGGGUAAGGGUGACCCGGUUCUCCUGGAGAAGAUUACCAAGUCUCUAAACAUCACCAUUCCGCCAUACAUCAUGCGCUCGCGUGACCCUAGGAAUAUAAUGACCACGCUAUUCUCCUCGUGGCUGCCUUUGUCCACGGCCGUCCUUGUCUCAGUCAUUGAAUAUCUUCCCAGUCCUCCAACCGCCCAGGCUGCUCGUUUACCAACCAUGGUCGAAGAGUCGCCUGGUGCCGCAUCCGUGGACAACAAGGUAAAGGACGCCAUGAUUCAAUUCAAGACGAACACAGACGAACCAGUUGUGGCAUAUGUCAGCAAAAUGGUUGCCAUUCCGGAAAGUGAACUCAAGUCAAGCAACAAGCGACCUGGUACGAGCAUGUCAGCAGACGAAGCUCGGGAAAUCGCGCGCAAAAAGAGAGAAGAGAUCGCCAAGCUGCAGGGAGAAGCCAAUACUCAACAGAAGGACGAAUUUACCUAUAUCCAGUCUUCCCUCGAAGUUAUUACAAUUGAUGAGACUGAAGGAAAGGAAGACGCCGCUGAGGAUAAGGGCGAACCUGAGCAUCUGGUUGGAUUUGCACGUCUGUACUCGGGAACUCUCUCAGUUGGCGACUCUGUAUACGUUCUUGGACCGAAAUUCUCACCAGCAAACUCGCACACCAGCCCCGUACCGCAAAAGGUCACGAUUACAGACCUGUACCUCCUUAUGGGCAGAAGUCUCGAACCCCUCAAAUCCGUUCCUGCGGGUGUCGUCUUCGGAAUCGGCGGUCUCGCAGGCCACGUCCUCAAGACCGGUACUCUCUGCAGCCAGCUCGAAGGAAGUAUCAACCUGGCUGGUGUAUCCAUGGCCACGCCGCCUAUCGUCCGUGUCUCCCUGGAGCCAACCAACCCCGCAGACCUGGGCAAGAUGGUCACUGGUCUCCGCCUCCUGGAGCAGAGUGACCCAUGCGCCGAGUACGAGGUGCUCUCAAACGGUGAACAUGUCAUCCUGACAGCCGGUGAAUUGCACCUGGAGCGGUGUGUAAAGGAUCUCCGCGAACGGUUUGCUCGCUGCGAGAUCCAAACCGGCCAGACUAUCGUGCCCUACCGGGAGACCAUCGUCCACGCACCGGAGAUGGCUCCGCCUAAUAACCCCGAGUUAGGCCGCGGAGGUGUCGAGGCAGUAUCUUCUUCGAAGCAGUUGACUGUCCGCCUGCGGGUUGUACCUCUGCCAGAACAGGUGACGGAAUUCUUCACCAAGCAAGCUGCAACUAUCAAGCAGUUGCAGUCUCAGAAGCAUGCUGCUGUUGAGGACAAGGUUGCCGAAGAGGCAAGUGGAAACGGCGCAGAAGAAACCGGUGACGUUUCCCACGAAGCUCAAGCAGGAGACGUGAUGUCUCUGGAGAACUUCAGAAAGGAACUCACCCGGAUCUUCGACGAAGAUGUCAAGGAGAACAAGGAGUUGUGGCAGGACGUCGUUGACAAGAUCACCGCGUUUGGACCACGGAGAAUCGGUCCUAACAUUCUCGUUGAUGCUACCGCCGUCAACACAAGCGACAAAUUCCUCCUCGACGAACCACACAUCAACAUCUCCCCCGAAGACCGCCAGGCCUUAAUCGUCCGCGACUUCACCGACAAAAUUGCCUACGCCUUCCAACUCGCAACAUCCCAAGGCCCGCUCUGUCAAGAACCCAUACAGGGAACCGCAGUCUUCCUCGAGGAGCUCUCCACGAACGCAGAGAAUGGCGAAGAACUCGAUCUGGGACGCUUGACAGGUGAAGCGAUCAAGUUGGUUCGCGAGAGUAUCUCCCAAGGAUUCCUGGACUGGAGUCCAAGAGUCAUGCUUGCGAUGUACAGUUGUGAGAUUCAAGCUUCGACCGAAGUCCUCGGCCGAGUUUACGGCGUAAUAACCCGCCGCCGCGGCCGCAUCCUCUCCGAAUCCAUGAAAGAAGGCACCCCCUUCUUCACAAUCCUUUCCCUCCUCCCCGUCGCCGAAUCCUUCGGUUUCGCCGAAGAAAUCCGCAAACGGACCUCCGGCGCCGCGCAACCGCAACUCAUCUUCGCUGGUUUCGAGGCACUCGACGAAGACCCGUUCUGGGUUCCUGCUACUGAAGAGGAACUUGAGGACUUGGGUGAGUUGGCAGAUCGGGAGAAUGUGGCGAAGAGGUAUAUAGAUGCUGUUAGGACUCGGAAGGGGUUGGUUGUUCAGGGGAGGAAGUUGAUUGAUGCGGAGAAACAGAAGACGUUGAAGAAGUAG